AUGGCAUGCGGCUCUGCACCUCGCGUUUGGACAUAUCAAAUACAUUUUCUCUUUCUGUGUAUGUUCAUCCUCGAGAGUGCUCGCAGCCAGACCCGAUAUUCUAUUCCCGAGGAAAUGACGAGGGGCUCGCUCGUGGGCAAUAUCGCCCAGGACCUUGCUCUGGACAUCAAGAGACUAAAAUCUGGCCGGGCGCGGAUCUUUACCGAGGACAGUCGUGAGUACAUAGGUCUGAAUGUGGAUAAAGGGACACUGGUAGUAAGAGAAAGAAUAGAUCGAGAGGAACUGUGCGCCCAAGUGUCUCCCUGUUCCUUAAAUUUCCAGAUCAUACUAGAGAACCCCAUGGAGUUACACCGUAUUGAUGUGGAAAUACUGGAUAUUAACGAUAAUGCACCGGUUUUCGCCAGAAAGGAAAUUAAUUUCCAAAUGAUCGAAUCGGCUGUUCCAGGAACCAAAUAUUCACUCGACAGCGCGCACGAUCCUGAUGUAGGCUUAAAUACACUCCAGAGAUACACUCUUCAUCCAACUGAUAAUUUUGUAUUGAAAGAGUUGUCUCGUCAUGAUGGCACAAAAUAUGUGGAGAUGGUAUUGCAGACACCCGUAGACAGAGAAAAACAGGAAGAACUUAAACUAGUUUUGACGGCAUUGGAUGGUGGUAAUCCUCAAAGAUCUGGCACCGUCAAAGUCACUGUUAGGGUCAUCGAUGUCAACGACAAUACCCCUGUAUUUAGUCAAUCUAUCUACAGAGUCACGUUGUCGGAAAAUUCAGCGAAAGGCACUUUAGUGGUGAAAGUGAGUGCAACCGACAAAGACAAAGGAACAAAUGGUGAGGUUACAUAUUCUUUCUCUCAGAGCAGUGGUAGAGAUUUGGAUUUGUUCAGCAUAGAGGCGCACACUGGUGACAUUACUGUGAAUGGUGUCUUAGAUUAUGAGAAAUCUAAAAAAUAUGAAUUAGACGUCGAAGCAACAGAUAAGGGAGGUUUAACGGACACCUGUAAAGUUCUCAUUGAACUGACAGAUGUGAACGAUAAUGCUCCUGUAAUAAGCGUAAUCUCGUUUUCCAGCCCGGUCCCAGAGGACUCCCCUCCUGAGACUGUCAUAGCGAUGCUCAACAUUAAAGAUUUCGAUUCCGGGAAAAAUGGACAGAUUAAAUGCACAUUAAAUGUAGCUUCGCUUUUCAAAAUUGCAGCAUCGUCGUCCAAUAUUUAUGUUUUAGUAACUGAACAUUUUUUAGACCGUGAGAAGGUGUCAGAAUAUAAUAUAACAAUAACAGCAACUGAUGAGGGAUCACCGUCUUUCUCUGCUAAUAAAACUCUUAAGCUGAAAAUCUCUGAUAUAAAUGACAAUGCUCCUGUUUUCCAGCAACAGAAAUACACUGCAUAUGUAAUGGAAAAUAACUCACCAGGAGUGUCUAUAUUUGCUGUCAGUGCUAGUGACAAAGAUACUGGUAACAAUGCUCGUAUUUCAUAUUUCCUCGAGGAUUUGAAUAGUAUUAAUGGUGUUACCACAUCACGUUGUAUUGCAGUUAAUGCUGAAAGCGGGGCGAUUCUCGCUACUUGUUCCUUUGAUUAUGAGCAAACAAAAGAACUUAAUAUUUUAAUCAAAGCGCAAGAUGGAGGCAACCCACCGCUCAGUACCAAUGUUAGUGUGAAAAUAGGGAUUCAAGAUCAGAACGACAACACGCCUCAGGUUUUGUACCCAAUACAGACAGGUGGAGGCUCUGUGGUUGCUGAAAUGGUGCCUCGUACGGCAGAUGUAGGCUAUCUUGUCACUAAAGUAGUGGCUGUUGAUGUGGACUCUGGACAGAACGCCUGGCUCUCAUAUAAACUGCUGAAAGCCACAGACAGGGCACUGUUUGAAGUGGGUCUACAGAAUGGAGAAAUAAGAACUAUUCGCCAAGUCACUGAUAAAGAUGCUGUGAAACAAAGGCUCACUGUUGUAGUGGAGGACAAUGGCCAGCCCUCUCGUUCAGCAACAGUCAAUAUUAACGUGGUUGUGGCGGACAGUUUUCCCGAAGUGCUCUCGGAGUUUACUGACUUUUCGUACGAAAAGGAUUACAACGACAGUCUGACCCUUUAUCUAGUUUUGGCAUUGGCUGUGGUUUCCUUCCUCUUUAUUUUGUCCAUUAUAGCCAUCCUAUCAGUAAAAUGCCACCGCUGGCGACAAGAACGCAUAUUUUACAGAUCCAACGCAAAUCUCCCAGUUAUACCGUAUUAUCCACCCAUUUACGCAGACGUAGAAGGCACAGAAACUUUAAAGCAAAUGUACAACUAUGGAAUGUGUGGAACGACUGAUUCUCGAAAGAGUGAUUUGACAUACAUGAGACAUUGCAAUCAGAGCAUGACUAAUCUGGAGACAGAUGGAUUACCUCCACACGUACUUGUGUCAGAGAAUAAGCAGUCACCAGAAGAAUCUGAAAUUCAGGUGAGCGACGUUAAGCCCGUGUAUGCUUAA
Messenger RNA from Chanos chanos (milkfish), 2451 nucleotides. Its product is annotated as protocadherin gamma-A11-like. Gene Ontology annotation, cellular component: plasma membrane. The record is from RefSeq and is a predicted model, not a curated record. Gene Ontology annotation, molecular function: calcium ion binding. The coding region runs from base 1 to 2451 and encodes 816 amino acids. The transcript has a single exon. Gene Ontology annotation, biological process: homophilic cell-cell adhesion. NCBI's taxonomy places the organism in Eukaryota, Metazoa, Chordata, Actinopteri, Gonorynchiformes, Chanidae.